CUGCAGACGUUGGCAACACCACAAGCCACUAACACGCAGUGUUUACUUGACAGAGCUGUCUAAACAAAGGGAGUCUUAUUUAUUGUACAAUAAGAUGUUACUAGGCUGCACAGGCAAGGGUUUACUAUUUGUCACAUGAAACGCAAUGCUGUGGCAUAAUAUUAACAGUAUACUAAAAAAAACUUUUUAUGGAGUCAUAUUACAGUCAUUUUGGACUUGUAAGUUCAUAAACAGAAGUGUUUUCUGUCCCUAAGCUGGACAUUUAAGACAACACACAGAAAGUCAUGAUGAUUGUGAAAGGAUUUCACAUACAAAUAUGUAUUUAAUUAGCUUGUUAUCUUUAAAGUAAGAGGUUUAUGGCAAAGCCCUGUCUUCUAGACUGGAUACUGAACUCCACCCUCACUGAGGCGUGAUACCAAACCAGAUCCACGGGGAAGCCAGACAGAGGUCUUCAGAGAAGAGUUUAACAGCCGCUGAAUUACAAGAGAAAACUUACAUCCAAAGUGGCUGUAUUCUUUAUCAGAGAUAUUCAGUGAUAUUCAGAGGAUCAGAGGACAGAGAAGUAAGCAGGCCUUGCUUUGAGCCAUGGACUGGAAGACUUUUCAAGCCCUGCUCAGUGGGGUGAAUAAAUACUCCACUGCAUUUGGCCGGAUCUGGCUCUCAGUGGUUUUUGUGUUUAGAGUGAUGGUUUAUGUUGUAGCAGCUGAGAGAGUUUGGGGGGAUGAGCAGAAAGACUUUGACUGCAACACCAAGCAGCCGGGAUGCGCGAAUGUCUGCUAUGACUACUUCUUCCCCAUUUCCCACAUCCGGCUGUGGGCUUUGCAGCUCAUCUUCGUCACCUGUCCAUCGCUGAUGGUGGUCAUGCACGUGAAGUACCGCGACGAGCGCGAACGCAAGUACCGCCAGAAGCAUGGCGAAAAAGCCAGGCUCUACGACAACACGGGGAAAAAGCACGGUGGACUGUGGUGGACGUACCUGAUCAGCCUUUUUGCCAAGACUGGCAUCGAGAUCUCCUUCCUCUACAUCCUCCAUCACAUUUACGACAGCUUCUACCUGCCAAGACUGGUGAAGUGUGAGGAAAACCUAGUCCCCCCAUGUCCCAACACUGUGGACUGUUACAUUGGUCGACCCACAGAGAAAAGAGUCUUCACAUAUUUCAUGGUUGGAGCUUCGGCUCUUUGCAUAGUGCUCAGCGUCUGUGAAAUCAUCUACCUGAUCUCCAAACGCGUCAUUCGAUGUGCCAACAAGUUUAAGAGGUCUCAGAGAAGCAACACACCACUUAAUGGACGAUACAGAGAUGAGGACAGCAACUGCACCCUUCCUAUGGACACCAAACCCGAGUAUAAGUUGGAGUCUAAACCAGACUUUAGGUCUGAGUAUAAACCAGGGUCUAAACCGCAGUUUAAAUCUGAACUCAAGCCAACGUUUAAGCCAGCCUACAGAUUGAGUGUGGACAUGAGAGCUUCUGCUCCAAAUCUCUCAGUACCCAUGUACAAGAUACAGUCUGAUAUACUUUGAAAAACUUUUUGUUUCUUCUCAAUCAAGUAUUCUUAGUCAUCUAGAGGCAUAAAACAAGCUUUGAAUGUCUGGACAGUCCCAAAGUCUUUGAUCGCCCAUCAAAAACAUUUGGCAGGUGGUGCGUGAAAUUCUAUAUGCCAGAUUCAGAAACUUUUGCCUUGGAAAUUAAGUGUCUUGCCUAUUUGAGCAAUCGUGAUUAACCCGGGAUUGAGAUAUCACUGGUUGUGGAGUCUUUUGAUUACCAGCCUAGUUACUUCAGGCUUCAACUCCAGCACAAAUGACUGCAUUACCACCUUGACUCUAAGCCUUAAUGGAGGCUGAAUGCAUUCCUUUUCUUCUGAUUCAUUCCUCUCACUCAUUUCUUAAAAAGAACAAAGGUGAAAACCACUGAAAAAGCUCAAGAGUUAUCAAAUAACCAGGAUGGCUUUCAUGGAGAACACACCUUGCAUACAAACCCACCUCCACCUUCACACGCACACAAAAAGAUAGGAGGAAGAGUGGAUUUCCUUUGUAUAUUAGAAGACGUAAUGAAAUGCCUCAUGGGUGUCAUUGUUUACGAUGUCUCAAUGUCCUGGUAUUUGUUACAAAGAUCAAAGUUUUACAGUUGAAGCUAUUACAACUAUAACAGUUUCUUAGUGGAGGUUUAUAUGCAAACACAUUCUUACGCUGGAAAAUUGAGAGGUAUAUAAAAUAUAACACAUAAGUGUCCAUAAGAUGGGCGAUCAGGGAAAAAUUUUCGUCCAUUUUUUGUUGUCACCUUACUGUAGACUGUGGACUAACCUCAGCCGGUUUACACUUGGCAAGCAUUUGUAAGAUUCUGACUUUGUUCAAACUUGCUGUUAUGAUUAUGUCACAUGUUUUCAUAGAGAUAUUUAAUACUGCUGCACACUUUGGCUUUGUAUCAAAACCUGAAUCAACGCACUGACAUAUCACUUUAUCAUGUUGUUGUUUUUCGUAAAAUUGCCCAAAUGGAGUUCUUUUGUAUGAGACAUACUAUGUAAUGGUAUUGUAAAUCAGGAAGCUUUUAAAGCUCAUUCUUUUUUUUAUACUGUACAAAUAAAGUAUAAAAAUACCCAUCAA
This is a messenger RNA of Labeo rohita (rohu), 2598 nucleotides long. It is a transcript of the gene gjb3, whose product is annotated as gap junction protein beta 3. Gene Ontology annotation, biological process: cell communication. The transcript has 2 exons. Gene Ontology annotation, cellular component: connexin complex. The coding region runs from base 586 to 1518 and encodes 310 amino acids. NCBI's taxonomy places the organism in Eukaryota, Metazoa, Chordata, Actinopteri, Cypriniformes, Cyprinidae. The record is from RefSeq and is a predicted model, not a curated record.